Sporothrix brasiliensis 5110 is the source of this 2175-nucleotide messenger RNA. Its product is annotated as 3 -5 exonuclease helicase. Gene Ontology annotation, cellular component: cytoplasm; nucleus. Gene Ontology annotation, biological process: nucleobase-containing compound metabolic process. NCBI's taxonomy places the organism in Eukaryota, Fungi, Ascomycota, Sordariomycetes, Ophiostomatales, Ophiostomataceae. The record is from RefSeq and is a predicted model, not a curated record. Bases 1 to 2175 code for a protein of 724 amino acids. Gene Ontology annotation, molecular function: 3'-5' exonuclease activity; nucleic acid binding. The transcript is spliced from 2 exons.
AUGGGCAGGCAUGGCACCGUGAUCUUGCGACGCGUCGACAAGCCGGUUCCCAAGACGGUUGCGCCAACUUCGAGCCGCGUUCUGUCUCUCUCUACGCGACAGUUGUCCCCGGCCCUGACGAUGGGCUCGCCAAGUACGCCCAAUAAUGGCGCAGCGCCGAUGCCGCCCAAUUGGAGCUUAUGGCGGCCCGACAACGGCAUCGUUUUCGGCGCUUCGAACGGCGUAUCGACCGUGGUGACGGCCUCGGGGACGGCUACAACUGCAGCUGCAACGGCAACAGUGACUGCGACCGCUCCUGUGUCGGAAACAACUCAGACACAGACCAAGUCGUCCGCCGCAGCCACAGCUUCGGUUUCGACAACACCUCGUAAGCUUGUACCUCGAGUGGCCGCAUCGCCGCUUGCGCAGCAGUCACCACGGCGAGCGGUUGCUUUUGCGCAGCAGGCCACAACCCAUUUUGUACAUACGACCAUGCCGAUACGGUUUAGCCCCAAGCAGGCGAUACACAGCAUGGCGCAAAGGGCAGACGUGUUUGAGGAUAAGCUUAGUAGGGAGACCUUCGGCGACACAAAAAACGGGACCAGGACAAAAGAACAAACGGGGGCAAGGGAGACAGUAACGACCGAGACUGAAAAGGCAGCAGAGGCAGCAGAAGCAACAGAAGCAGCUGCAGCACCAGAAACGUCACCGGAAACAAAUUUAGACUACAAGGUCCCCGACGACCUGUUUCGCGCUGCCCGCGUUGCACCAGAAGGCAGUCCAGAGUCCUACUGGUCGUACGCGCUGUAUCGAAAUAUUCAGACCGAUAAGAAGGGCGACGACAAAGCCGACAACAGUGACGAUGCUGCCACCAACGCAGCUAAAAAAAGUCCCACAACCGUGAAGGUGCAUUAUUGCAAGAGCAAGCUCACAACAGAGCGUGUGUGUCAAGAGUACUUUUUAGACGAGCCCCUUCUGGGCUUCGAUCUCGAGUGGAUGCCAAACGCUACGCGGUGGGAUAGCGCCCGCCGUAACGUGUGCCUCGUGCAGCUCGCCAGUCCCAGUCGCAUCGGUCUCUUUCACCUGUCGCUGUACCCAGCCAAGGACGACCUAAUGGCGCCUAAGCUGCGCCGCAUCCUCGAGGACGCAAGCUCCAUCAAGGCCGGCGUCUGUAUCCGGGGCGACGCGACACGCAUGCGCAAGUUUUUGAAUGUUGACAUGCGCGGCGUCGUGGAGCUCAGCCACCUGCACAAGCUUGUUACGUACUCGAAAUCGGGGGAGACCAGUCUCAUCAACAAGAAACUGGUCUCGCUGUCAUCACAAGUGCAACAGCAUCUGCGCCUGCCCAUGUUUAAGGGCCAGGACGUGCGGGCCAGCGACUGGUCUAAACCGCUGCAGAUGGACCAGAUUAUCUUUCAAAUUUUCUCCGUCUUGGAAAUGCAGAGAGAGAGUCUCGACCCGAAGCCACCACGGCCGGCCUUUGCUGAACUGAACCUGCCUAUCAAGCUCGCUGGUGGCGUUGUGGCCUCACCGGCUGCGGCUGAAGAGACAAGCGAAGAAGCGGCUGACGACCUGGCCGAAGAGCCGGCCGUAGAUGGCGACGUUGGCGUAUCGCCGGCACAGUUAUCAGCCGAAUAUUUGGAUAAGGCCAAAACGACGAUUGAGUUCGAGGCCGAGGAAGACAAGCCGGCAACUCCUGCCACACCAGGCAAGACCCGGACCGCAAGUGCACCUUCGUUGUCGGAUACACCAAAGACCUCCAAGACCCCCAAGUCUCCAAGGUUGCCCAAAAGCCCGGCCACGCCAUCCAAGACCAAGGACGCGCGCAUCGUCGCAGCUGAAGAGUGGAUCGCUCGCUAUCGUGCGACGGCCAGCAGCAACGGGCGAACUGUGCGAGCGCGGCCGGCAUCGUUGCGUGCCUACCAUCUGUGGCACGGCAACGACGAACUGGAUCCCGUGACGCUGGCUGCCCUGCUGCGCGACCCGCCGUUGCAGACCAAUACCGUCGUCUCCUAUAUCCUCGACGCCGUGCAGCUCGAGGCGCUGCCGUACGUCAAGACUCGAUUACGGGAUGAGCUGCUGGAACACAUGCCGCGCGACUUUCUGAUGAAGAAGUAUUCGGGCCUUGCACGCUCCAGCGGUUACACAGUCGGUCCCGCCAGCGCCUCAGCUUCGACCGGCUUCCGAAAAACGUGA